Molecule: messenger RNA, 2528 nt
Organism: Xenopus tropicalis (tropical clawed frog)
Lineage: Eukaryota; Metazoa; Chordata; Amphibia; Anura; Pipidae
Gene: apcs.3
Product: amyloid P component, serum gene 1
Exons: 3
Coding region: 680-1468 (262 amino acids)
Cellular component (GO): extracellular region
Source: RefSeq, a predicted model, not a curated record
AUCAAAUACAGUUACCGUAUAUACUCGAGUAUAAGCCGAGUUUUUCAGCACCAAAAAUGUGCUUGUCAAGCAAAAGUAUGAAGCUGUCUUUUGUCAGCCCUCCUGUCUCUUGUGGGUUGUGUCCUCUCUGACAACCUCAGUCAUUACUGUAGAUAUUAUUAACUGCCCUAUUACUGCGCCCUAGUCUUAGGCAACACAUAAGACUGCAACAGAAAAAAGUUCUGAUUUAUGCUGCAGAAGACAUGAACGAAGACAUUAAUGUAGGGUACUAGGACAGCAUAGCUGGGAUGCUUCCUGAUGAUCUUCAUCGUUAUUCAGUAAUUAUGGGUGUAGCUGAAUAUAAUAUAAUGCAAGUUUGUGGACACAAGACAUUUCCCAAGAAAUUCUCUGUUAGAGUGUUAAAUCUGGGUGGGUAGGGCAGAUGUUUAAUGUACCAAUUCUAAUGAAAUAGUUAUCCUGUAUACUUUUCUGGAACAGGAUCACAUUCCGGCUAACGCAGGGUACUUACCUGCUGGCAAUCAGGCAACCCUGGGAACCCUAUACUGUAUGGGUGGGAAAGGUUUGAUCCAAACUACAGUUGUUAAGAAAUUCAAUGUUGUAUUUGGCAAGUUUAAGGGUGGUGUAAUAGGGCUGGAUUCGGCCAAUUGCCAUUACUUGUUGCACAUAUAUAUAUUGUCAGAUGUGUCUCUACCUUAAUAUCUAUCGGACUGAAUAUCAGAAGUUUUCCACUGCCAGACAACCUUGGGUUCAGAUCCAGGAAAUGGAGAAGAUGCUCGCUGUUAUAUUAAUCCUUGUGAGUGCUUCAGGGAUCCUGACUCAGACGGAUAUGAGUGGCAAGGUGUUUUUCAUCCCCAAAGAAUCUGCCACAUCUUACGUGCGUCUUAUUCCAAUGAGAAAUGGUCCUUUUGCCAGCCUUACAGUUUGUCUAAAAUCAUAUACAGCACUGAAACGGCCUUAUUCACUCUUCUCUUUGGCAACACCAAACAAAGACAAUGACUUCCUCCUGUUUCAGGAUAAUAAUAAUAGGUUUUCUGUAUCAAUAGGCAACCAAGAUGUUUUUCUGAAUAUACCAAGCACUGCAGUAGUGAGGAGCAUCUGUGCCAGCUGGGAUUCUCUGACUGGAGAUAUGGUUGUAUGGGUCAAUGGCAACCCAUACCCUAGAAAUAUAUUUAUGAAAGGGUACAAAGUCAAUGCCAACCCCAUCAUUAUCAUUGGACAGGAACAGGAUAGUUAUGGUGGAAAGUUUGAAGCUGCUCAAUCCUUGGUAGGAGAGAUAAGUGAUGUUCACAUGUGGGAUAGAGUCCUGACCUCUCAGGAACUUAUGGAUGUACUGUAUAACAGGGGCAUGGUUGGCAAUGUAAUUAACUGGCAAAAAUUAAACUAUCAAACAAAAGGUGAGGUCAUUAUACUUCCACAAGUAUGUAAAAUUAAUUACAACCCUGAUUAUUGCAAUUAUAUUCCUACAUGAAGAAAUAUCUAGGUAUAUAGGGCUCUGUAACAGCCUUGUGGAUCUUACAGGUAACCACACUUUCUUGUAACAUAACUAUAUGAAUCACAGAAAUUCAAUAUUACAGCCUCUGUUAAUUAUAGAAUUCUGAUAUUUUUGCCCUCUCUUACCCACACUUAAUAAAGUACCAGUCCUACCCUAUAUCUCCUUGUGUACUUGCUAUUUACGCACUAGAUCUGUCAUAUAGAUAAAUAAACAAUAAAUCAAAAUGCAAAUAAUGUAGUACCUGUUUCAUGCUUAGAGAUAUCACUUUCCAGAGACCACGAAUGAACAGAGACAAAAGUCACUAUUUUGGGGGAUUUAUAAUGAGGUUUUUGAAUAGCAGAGGAUCUCAUGUAGAAAUCAGCUGACUGAUGGCUGUGAUGGCUCCUGAUAAUGUUCAUUAUUACACUGAAGUUCUAGAUUUAUCUGAACAGUAUAAUCCAAGUUUGCAGACUGAUUUGUGCACAGGAGAUAUUUUUUCAAGAUAUUGGGCCAGAUUCAAAUCAAUGGGAAAACGUUAUUUUAUGGUUUAUCACAUAUAAGGGCGAGGUACAAUUGGAGGAGCUAGUGGCUAAAUUUACCUGUGCAUUCCUGCAACACAUCAUCUGAAGAAGGGAGGUUUUACCACCCACAACAUUAUCCUGCUUUGACACUCUGAAUUAGGAGAAAAAAAACUUUUCUCCUAAUUCAGUUACAGUUUUUCCCCAUAGAUUUAUUGUGAUAAAAAGCGAGAUAAGUUUCUCUAAACUCAAUUGCAUCUCAAUCAAUUGAAUUUCAUCUAUGAGUUUUCAUGUGAAAACCCUUUUUCUCACUGAAUUGAAUUGCAUCUCAAAUUCAAUCUUGUCCGUGAGUUAUUACAGGAUAAACCUUUUUCUCACUGAUGUGAAUCACUAUGACUAUAAAACUGCACGUGUAUUUAAACAUCAGGCAGUUAAAUAUAUCAUAGCCAUUUAUCGUUUUGUUUUUGGAGGGGUGAAUAUCUUUCCUGUGUAUCACAUAAAGAACAGUUUUAUGUGUUUUUCUGGAGUUUGAUCCAAAC